Molecule: messenger RNA, 4560 nt
Organism: Tympanuchus pallidicinctus (lesser prairie-chicken)
Lineage: Eukaryota; Metazoa; Chordata; Aves; Galliformes; Phasianidae
Gene: LVRN
Product: laeverin
Exons: 20
Coding region: 1-2880 (959 amino acids)
Biological process (GO): peptide catabolic process; proteolysis
Cellular component (GO): cytoplasm
Molecular function (GO): zinc ion binding; metalloaminopeptidase activity; peptide binding
Source: RefSeq, a predicted model, not a curated record
AUGGGUGCCCGCGGCGGUUCGGGGCUGUACGUGGGACGCGGCACCGCCGCUCUGCUGGCCGCGCUGCUGCUGUCGCUGCUGGCCGCGCUGUUGGCUCUCGCCGCUCUGUACGGGCGCUGCCGGCACCCGCCGCCCCCCGCCCGCCCGGCGGCAGCGCCCGGUCCCGACCCCGGCGUGCCCGGAGCCCCGACGGGGGUCUCGUUGCGAAGGCUGCCGCGGCACCUGCUGCCGCUGCACUACGAGCUGGAACUGUGGCCGCGAGUGCGGCCGGGACAGGAGGAGCCCUUCGGCUUCAGCGGGCAGGUGAACAUCACGGUGCGCUGCCGCCGGGACACGCGGAGCGCUGUGCUGCACAGCGCCGGUCUGAAGUCCCACCGUGCCGCCGUCCGCGGGCCGCUGCCCCAGGCGGGAGCAGCCGUGGAGGUGGAAGGGCUGCGGCUGGAGGAGGAGAGCGAGCUGGCGGUGCUGGAGCUGCGCGAGCCGCUGCUGGCCGGGCGGCGGUACGUGCUGCAGCUGAGCUUCCACGGCCGCCUGCGGGAGGACCGCGAGGGGCUAUUCCUCACCCGCUACACCGACCUGGGCUGCAGCAGUAUGCUGGUUGCAUCCCAACUGGAACCAGCGUAUGCCAGGACAGUUUAUCCAUGUUUUGAUGAGCCUGACAUGAAGGCCACAUUUAAUAUCAGGAUUGUCCAUGACCCAAGCUACGUGGCUCUUUCCAAUAUGCCUGUUAUUGAUGUGUCUGAAAUGAAGGAUGAAAAUGGAAGCCUGUGGAGUGUUACCACUUUUAACACCUCACUGAAAAUGCCAACUUACUUAACUGCUUUUGUGGUCUGCGAUUUUGACUAUGUCAACACUACAGAGCGAGGAAAGGAGAUACGUAUUUGGGCUCGGAAAGAGGCAGUUAAGAACGGGUAUGUUGACUAUGCUUUAAAUAUCACAGGGCCCAUAUUUUCAUUUCUGGAAGACUUAUUUAACAUCAGCUACCCUCUGCCAAAGACAGAUUUGGUUGCACUGCCUGAUUUUGGAGCAGGCGCUAUGGAAAACUGGGGACUAAUGACUUUUGAAGAAGCAGCAUUGCUGUACCUCCCGAGUGAUAAAUUCACAGGCAGAAGGAUGAUUAUUGCCUUAAUUGUGUCACAUGAACUUGCACACCAGUGGUUUGGAAAUCUGGUUACCAUGACCUGGUGGAACGAUCUGUGGCUUAAGGAGGGCCUGGCAUCUUACCUUGAGAACCUGGGAGCUACUUUUGUCGAACCCAAGCUUUCACUGCAUGAAAUCUUUUAUGAUCACAUCGUACAACCUGUCUUAAGUCAAGAAAAUGACUUAGAAGUUCGAUCACUGUCAGAAAGUGAAGACAAGGUCAACGGAUCAUUUUCAUUACUUUCUCUGUUUGACAGCAUCACAUACAACAAGGGGGCUUCUAUUACAUGGAUGCUUUCUGGUUUUCUGACUGAGAAGUUGUUUACCAGAGCUUUAAACUCGUAUCUGAGAGAAUUUGCCUUUUCAAACGCCAACCAGGAUGAUCUGUGGAUCCACAUACAGUUGGUAGUAGAUGCGCAAGAUGAAGUUCAGUUGCCAGCAUCUGUAAAAAAAAUAAUGGAUUCCUGGACAUGUCAAAAUGGAUUUCCAGUUUUAACAUUCAAUAUAAGCACCGGCACAAUCAGUCAGGAAAAAUUUCAUAAUAAAAACCAUGAAAACAGUACAGACUUUUACAACAAUACUUGGAUUGUUCCUAUUUCUUGGAUGAGAAAUGGAUCAUCACAGCCCUUAAUGUGGCUUGACAACAGCAGCAAAGUGUUUCCUGAAAUGCAAGUGUCAGACUCAGAAUAUGACUGGAUCCUACUAAAUGUAAAUUUAAGUGGAUACUACAGAGUGAACUACGAUCAGUUAAACUUGAAAAGAUUAGUACACUUGCUUGAAAAUGAUCCAAAGGCUAUUCCUGCUGUCAGCAGGUUCCAGCUGCUAGAUGACAUUUUUGCACUUACAAGGUCUGGAUAUAUUGAGAUUGAAGCUGCACUUGAACUAACAAAGUACCUUGGCGGAGAAGAUAAACUCUUUGUAUGGAAUGUGGUAUUGGUAAAUCUAGUGCCUGACAAUGUGGAAAGUACUCUGAAAAACUAUGAAGUAUACCCACUUUUGAAGAAAUACCUUUUAAAGAGAAUGUUGCCAAUAUACCAUUAUUAUGCAGGUUUUAUUCGUCGAAAUGUUGAUGCUUUGGAAGAUGACUAUUUUGCUCAAGUGUAUUUGGAAAAAUUUUUUGCAACAGCAUGCUGGCUGGGUCUCCGAGACUGUUUGGAUCUGUCAUCUGAACUGUAUACUAAUUGGAUGGACAACCCUGAGUACAAAAUUCCAUUUUUAAUUAGAAGAACCGUCUGUUGCUAUGGCGUUGCAGUGGGAAGUGAUAAAGAAUGGGAUUUUGCAUGGAAAAUGUAUAAACAGAAUGACUCCACAACGGAAGAUAAAGACAUCCUCCUCUCUGCCAUGAGCUGUGCCAAAGAAUCGUGGUUACUUCACAGAUCCUUGCGGUAUUGGCUCAGUGAUACACAAUUUUCUUCCAACUGUACAGCCAACAUCCUUGAAUAUGUAGUGUCUAAGGACAAUGGGCAUCGUAUAGCCUGGGAAUUUGUUACAGAAAAUUGGUCACUUUUAAAUGAAAGGUAUGGGAAGGAAUUAUUACAUGCCGUAUUAAGAAUCAUGGGAAGAUUUGUCAGUACAGAUAUACAGAUCCAAGAGUUGCAGGUUUUCUAUAAUAAUACACUAGAAGAGGAUGAGAGAGAAACUGCUACUCUACUACUGGAGACUGCAAAAGCUGAAAACGUGGAAAGGAAAGAACUUCUAAGUAGAGUUGCUGAUUGGCUAGAUAAAAAUAUAGACGACUGACUGGGGAAAAUAAUUUCCAGUAUAUUUUAGAGUUUGAUUCAGUAGCACACUGAUAUUUUAAGACGUAAUUAAAGAUAGAACAAAUCUUUAUGGUGUCUGAGAUUAUCUUCCCAACUGGAAAUUCAGGCUAAACCAAUUCAAAAAGAAAAUUAAAAAUUCUGAUUUCAUAUCAGAAAUAAGAUAUAUGUAGGUUGUGCCAAAAGUAAUUCCUCAUAUUUAGUACAAUGGAAACUACAGUAAAUACAAAGAGAACCUUAACACCAUUUGAUAGAGCAAAUUCUCAGCUACCAAACAUUAUCUUUCAACCUUGUCACUACAUUAGCUGUGCAUUCUUCCCAGUGACAAAGAAAAGCAAGCAUUCAUAAAAAUCUGUACUGGCAGAGAAGACCAAGCUAUUUCACAGCUGCUAUUAUGGUGUCAUUGCUAGGAAAAAGUUGCCCACACAGUCUGUCUUUCAUCAGCCCAAAUGGAUGAAGUCAGAAGUGGGUGCAGUAGGACAAUCCAGCCAAGACUGGCAAUGUGCUCUGUGAUCUUCAAACUGGUAUGGGGUUGGCAUUAUUGUAUUGUCUUCUUCCCUGGCUUCCCUCUGUAAGUUCAAGCCUUCAGCUUAGUUGGCACUGCAGUGUAGAGGUCAAAGUUUGAUGGUUUGUGUGGGUUCCAGGAAAUUCAGAAGGAUCACGUUUUCCUACCCCACUAGACAGUUCACAUCACUUUGCCUACUGAGGACUGCAUAUUGAACUUUCUCUUAGAUUGCAAAUUCACACUUCCCCACUCCAUGGACUGCUGUUUUGACUCCAGCUUGUAGCAGUCACAGUACAUCUUGUAAAUGGUAAUGAUGCGAUUCAGAAAACUGUCACCUUCAGCUUCAUUUUGAGGCGUUCCAACAUUACCACCAUGAUUUCCAAAGCAUUGGAGCCAAUGUUAAGCCUUGUUCACAGUUCCCUGGUCACAAUCUGCUCAUUGCGUGGAUGAGCUGGCUGAAAUGCUCUUCAUUUUUUGUGGUGUGACAGUUCUGCAUGGCCCAUGUGGAACAUGGCUUGUCUUUCACAUCACUGUCAACACUGCUGGCAUGUGCCAUGCAGCACCUCUCUGUGCUGACAUACACUGUUUGAUCUCUGUAAGUGUUCAGCAUCAGUGAAUGUCAGUGGGUGCAAUUUUUUCCUCACAUUUUCCUGUGUAUUCAUUGACACACCCUUCAUGUACACUCUCCUGUCAGACGCCAUUCUGUCAGGCUGCCCCUCUGCUGCCAUCUGUCACCGGGAGCAGCAUGGAAUGGGAUAAUGAAGCAAAGGGUCAGCCUCUACUGCCAUGCCACCAACAUCUCUGACAUUGUGGGCCAACAUAAUAAAACAAGAGGUGUUAUUUUCAGAGCAGUCCUCAUGCAUUUUCAUAUUACAUCUAAAUUUACUUCCUACUGAAUAAGUGGUCCACAGGGAUAUGUUGCUAAUAAUAACCUAAUGCACAGAUGCAGUCAGUCCUAAAUUCUUUUUUGUGUUUUUCCCUGAAUCUCUGAAGAAAGGGUGUGGUUCAAGUUUUUGGCAAAAGCCAUGAUAAAGUGGGAAAAGUUUUAUAUUGUUUUGCUUAUGAUCUACACUGCGGCCUUGGGCAGGUCAUGUAAUCUGUAACUCCAUUUCUACAAUUGUAAAGUGGAUAGGGGAUAAUAAAUACAGUGAAACAUAA